CCAAUCAAUAAACAUUUAUUAGGAGCAACAAAAUAAAAAGUACAGGUGCGAUGGUAUCACUAAAUACGUAAAGACAUUAUUUUUGGCAUUUCAAGCUGUUCACCACUUGGCACUGAGUAUCUUUCCAAGCUUCUUAGGCUUUCCUAAGAGACUGACACUUUAAAAUCCAGCUACAUUGGAUGUACUUUGUGCCCAGGAGCCCCCCCCCCCCUCUCCCUUCUGCACUGACAUUGGCUGGUCCCCCUUUACUCUUUCCCAUUUCUUAGGAUUCCGGGGCUAGCCCACUUCUGCAGAAAGCUUUCCAGUCCAUGGUCCCCUCCCAUCGCCGGCUGCCAGUGUCGGAGUUCAGAUUCCUCCCCGACGUGGCUUGUUGGGCCCGAGGCGUAGACUUCUCUUCCACCCUCCCGCCCUCUUCAGACUGAGCUGUUUGCUGAUUUACAUCAAGAAGAAAAACUUGUUCCUAAAAAAAAAAAAACAGAACUGAGAACUGAAAACGUUCCAUGAUAUUCCUUAGACUUUUUAAGAACCCUAAAAGUUAGCGAAAGUGCGCGGGCACAGAACCAUGUCUGUAGCGCGUGCGCGAAUAGCCGUAAGCCGUAAAGGAAUUCUCCAGGUACGCCCAGGCUGUGAGCGAAGCCGUAAAGCAUGUGUCAACACGCUUGCUGAGGAGGUAGCCGCGGACUGGCUGGUGGGGAAGGCAAUCGGAGGGUUCAGACCUGACUGGACACCUAACGCCAUUUCGAGGAAGCUGCCAUCGUUCGUGGACCUUCUCACUGUGAGUAAUUUGUUGAGGUCCCUGCGUGCCCCGGCACCUGCCGCGCUCGCCUCCCUCCCUCUUCGCUCCCCGGCCGCGCCUCCCGCUCCUCCCGGUCCAGACCCGCCGGCCCGCGCGCGACCAUGUUUAAGAAAUUUGACGAGAAAGAAAACGUGUCCAACUGCAUCCAGCUGAAGACGUCCGUCAUCAAGGGCAUUAAGAACCAGCUGCUGGACCAGUUCCCGGGCAUCGAGCCGUGGCUCAACCAGAUCAUGCCCAAAAAGGACCCUGUGAAGAUCGUGCGCUGCCAUGAGCACAUCGAGAUCCUGACUGUGAACGGGGAGCUGCUGUUCUUCCGGCAGAGGGAGGGCCCCUUCUACCCCACACUGAGGCUGCUUCACAAAUACCCCUUCAUCCUGCCGCACCAGCGCGUGGACAAGGGCGCCAUUAAGUUCGUGCUCAGUGGUGCCAACAUUAUGUGCCCUGGCCUGACCUCCCCAGGCGCCCAGCUCUACCCAGCUGCCGCCGACACCGUGGUGGCCAUCAUGGCUGAGGGCAAACAGCAUGCUCUCUGUGUGGGCGUCAUGAAGAUGGCGGCCCAAGACAUCGAGAGGGUCAACAAGGGCAUAGGCAUCGAAAACAUUCACUACCUUAACGAUGGCCUGUGGCACAUGAAGACAUACAAGUGAGCCCCUGGGGCCUCCCAUGACUCAAGGAAAGACUUUUGUUCUUUGUCUUUGUUGAAUAAAUUCCAUGGUUACAAAAUUAAUAAAGAAGAUCUGUUUAUACAGUA
This is a messenger RNA of Monodelphis domestica (gray short-tailed opossum), 1547 nucleotides long. RefSeq names its product malignant T-cell-amplified sequence 1. NCBI's taxonomy places the organism in Eukaryota, Metazoa, Chordata, Mammalia, Didelphimorphia, Didelphidae. The record is from RefSeq and is a predicted model, not a curated record. Gene Ontology annotation, molecular function: RNA binding. Gene Ontology annotation, biological process: formation of translation preinitiation complex.